Messenger RNA from Daphnia pulex (common water flea), 1275 nucleotides. Its product is annotated as vacuolar protein sorting-associated protein 26C-like. Gene Ontology annotation, cellular component: endosome. The record is from RefSeq and is a predicted model, not a curated record. NCBI's taxonomy places the organism in Eukaryota, Metazoa, Arthropoda, Branchiopoda, Diplostraca, Daphniidae. Gene Ontology annotation, biological process: intracellular protein transport. Bases 286 to 1095 code for a protein of 269 amino acids. The transcript has 8 exons.
AGCCUUUUGUGGAGUUCAUCGAUCUCGAGUUUCUACUAGAAGUUGAGAAAAAUAUUUUUAACGUCUGCACCUCUCACCAUCGUUCAAAAAAAGCACGGAGGAGCAAAUACAAAGCAAAGUUUCGUCCAUUCAUACCAAAAACAGUAAAAUCACAGCCGAUGAUGACUUCCCGUGUAAAUGCAACAACAACCUAGAGUUCACUCUAGGCUAUAUAUGACGCCAUAAAAUGACUAGAAUGGCAUCACUUGCAUUUGUGGUCUAAAUACAAUACUGAGAAAGGGAAACAUGGAUCGGCGGAUAAACACGGAAUUUAGGACAGAAGACGGGCGUGAAAAUUUUCUUUUUUAUGCCUCCGGCCUGACAACAUCAUAUGAUGGGAGAAAAACAAAACGAAAGCCAAUGCAGCUCUUGCUGAAUUCUUUCCCAAUUUGCAAAGGUUCUGGUAAAUUUCCCCAUGGAACGACUGAGAUUCCUUUUGUAUUCAAUCUUCAGGGAGGUCAGACAAGAGUAUUGCAUGAGACAUAUCAUGGUGUCUUCAUUAAUAUCCAAUACUUUAUGAAAGUGGACAUGAAGCGUGGAUUGUUGGCCAAGGAUCUUGAUAAAUCAUGUGAAUUUAUUGUUGAAUCUUUGGCCAGAAGUGCUGAAAAAGCCAUACUAAAACCUAUUGACUUUGUGAUAGUUCCAGAAUCUGUGCAAAAGUUAAAAAGGAAAUAUAAUGUUCCUAAUUUUAAAAUAACUGGGAAACUAGACUCAUUAGUUUGCAGUAUUUCUAACCCUUUCACAGGAGAGAUAACUAUUGAAUCCUGCGAUGAGAAAAUUAAAUCCAUAGAAAUUCAGCUAGUCAGAGUAGAGACGUGUGGCUGUGCAGAUGGUUAUUCAAAAGAUGCCACCGAGAUACAAAACAUUCAAAUUGGUGACGGCGAUGUCGUUCGGAAAGUGCCGAUACCUAUUUACAUGGUUUUCCCUCGUCUCUUUACUUGCCCCACAUUGAGCACUGCUAACUUUAAACUCGAAUUCGAAGUCAACAUUUCGGUUGUGUUUGAAGACAACCAUCUCGUUUCCGAAAACUUCCCAAUAUACAUCACUCGGUUUUGAACAAAGUAUGUAAUCAUAUACCAAGUUGGAAGAAAAAGCGCAGAAAAGCUGUCGUGCCUCAUCAUUCCUUUCUUUUGCGUCGUUCGCGUUGAUGCCUCACAAGUAUAUAUGUUUUUAUCAUUCUCUCCAAAAGAAGUUAAUAUGAAUAUUAAAACAAGAAAAGAAAGACAUUGACGGAUA